AUGUUACCUAUGAAUUUCCUCUCGAGGCCAGCUAAUGUCUUCUUCCGCAAGGGCCAUGGUUACAAGAAGGAUGCCGCUCCUAUGACUCCCAUCCCUUCAAUUGUGGGGUUGAAUGAUGGUACUAUGCAUUCCGAGUUCGAGAUGGAAUCCUUAAACCAGUUUCUUAAUCAAACUUCGGGGUUCACAGCAGAGACAACAACUGUCGAACUUGCUGGUCUUAAUGGUAAGAAAAGUGAGCUUCCAAACGAUUUGGAUUUUAACACUACUACAAAAACUAUUGAACCAGAACUCAUCACCGAUAAUGAGACUUCUUCCAUGUUUGAGGACGAAAACGGUAGAACUUACCCAGAUGGUGGGGUUCAAGCUUGGCUGGUUGUUUUUGGAUCAUUUGUAGGAUUAAUCCCAGUGUUUGGUAUGCUAAACUCUCUAGGUGCUAUUGAAUCGUAUGUCUCGAAACAUCAAUUGGCAGGCGUUGCUCAAUCUACAAUUUCAUGGAUCUUCUCUUUGUAUUUAGUCAUCACGUUCUUAAGUUGUGUUUUGACAGGUGGUUAUUUCGACAGAAAUGGCUCUUUCAAACCAAUGUGUUUUGGAAUAUUAUUUUACGAGGCAGGUUUAAUUGCUUUGGCGGAUUGUCAAGAAAUGUACCAAUUUAUUCUAGCAUUUUCUGUUGUUUGUGGAAUAGGUAGUGGAUUUCUAAUGACUCCCUUAGUGAGCGUCAUUGCUACUUGGUUCUACAGAAAGAGGGGUGUUGCUACAAGUGUUGCUACAAUGGGUGGAUCUAUUGGUGGGAUGAUCAUUGCUCCAAUUUUAAGAAAACUUUACGUGGAGGUCGGGUUCAAGUGGGCUCUCAGAAUCUUUGCCUUAAUUUGUGCUGCUUGUUUAUUAAUUUCAGUGUGCUUGGUAAAAGUAUGGGAUCAACCAACAGCUAUCCCCUUUACCUCAAGAUGGGAGGAAUUGAAAUGGUAUUUCAGUUCCUCCUUUAAUUGGAGAUAUUUCCUAGAGGGUCCAUUUUUAUUUGCUGCAUUAGGUGCGGCACUAGCUGAAAGUGCUUUGACUGCAUUGGCCACCUAUGUCUCUUCUUAUUCGUUAACAGUUGGGAAUUCAGAAUCAACAUCAUAUAAUUUAAUCACAGUGACAAAUGCCGCAGGCAUGCUAGGACGUUACAUCCCAGGAUAUGUCGCAGAUAAGUACCUCGGUGGAUUUAACGUCACUAUUAUCACCGUCUCAAUGGCUGUUCUAGUAAACUUCGUAAUAUGGCUUCCAUUUGGCACCCAUUUAAAUGCUUUAUGGACAUACGCUGCACUUUAUGGGUUUUCUACUGGAUCUAUUUUAUCAUUAACACCAGUAUGCGUUGGUCAAAUAUCUAGGACAGACGAUUUUGGAAAGAGAUACUCAACAGUAUAUAUGUUGGAGGCACUAUUAACUAUCCCAGUCUUGCCUAUUGGUGGUGCUAUCAUCGGUAAAGGUUCUCUAACUGAUUACAACAAUUUUAUUAUAUUCAAUUCUCUAGUGAUGCUUUUUGGAGCUAUUUGUUACUUUGUUUCGAGAUGGUUUUCUGUGGGGUUCAAACUAGUUAAGUACUGA
This is a messenger RNA of Maudiozyma barnettii, 1584 nucleotides long. Its product is annotated as MCT family MFS transporter. The transcript has a single exon. Gene Ontology annotation, cellular component: fungal-type vacuole membrane. Gene Ontology annotation, biological process: transmembrane transport. Gene Ontology annotation, molecular function: transmembrane transporter activity. The record is from RefSeq and is a predicted model, not a curated record. The coding region runs from base 1 to 1584 and encodes 527 amino acids. Lineage: Eukaryota; Fungi; Ascomycota; Saccharomycetes; Saccharomycetales; Saccharomycetaceae.